Molecule: messenger RNA, 2811 nt
Organism: Calidris pugnax (ruff)
Lineage: Eukaryota; Metazoa; Chordata; Aves; Charadriiformes; Scolopacidae
Gene: TRAM1
Product: translocation associated membrane protein 1
Exons: 11
Coding region: 172-1296 (374 amino acids)
Biological process (GO): protein insertion into ER membrane; SRP-dependent cotranslational protein targeting to membrane, translocation
Cellular component (GO): endoplasmic reticulum membrane
Source: RefSeq, a predicted model, not a curated record
CGGCGGCUGCCAUUGCUGGGCUUGAGCGGCCGCCUCCUCCUCCUCCUCCUCCUUCUUCCUCCCCCCCCACCUCCGCCUCUUCCUGGCCGCGGCGAGGAGGAGAGCCGUGCUGGCAGCGGGGAGGCGGCGGCGGUGGUGGCAGCGGUUGCUGCCCCCAGCUCCCUGCCCGCCAUGGCCAUCCGCAAGAAGAGCAACAAGAACCCGCCGGUGCUGAGCCACGAGUUCAUCGUGCAGAACCACGCCGACAUCGUGUCCUGCAUGGCCAUGAUCUUCCUGCUGGGGCUCAUGUUCGAGAUUACAGCAAAAGCAGCAGUCAUUUUUGUUACACUUCAGUACAACGUUACCAUUCCUGCCACAGAAGAACAAUCUGCAGAAACAAUCUCCCUCUAUCACUAUGGCAUCAAAGACUUGGCUACAAUAUUCUUCUACAUGCUUGUAGCAAUAAUCAUACAUGCUAUAAUUCAGGAGUAUGUACUGGAUAAAAUUAACAGGAAAAUGCACUUUUCAAAAACAAAGCAUAGCAAGUUCAAUGAGUCCGGCCAACUCAGCGCCUUCUACCUUUUCUCCUGUGUUUGGGGAAUAAGCAUUCUGGUCUCUGAGAACUAUAUAUCAGAUCCAACCUCUCUGUGGAGGGACUAUCCGCACACUCUUAUUCCGUUUCAGAUGAAGUUUUUCUACAUCUUACAGUUGGCAUACUGGUUUCAUGCUUUUCCAGAAUUGUACUUCCAGAAAACUAAAAAAGAAGAUAUCUUUCGCCAGAUUGUCUACAUUGGCCUUUAUCUUUUCCAUAUUGCUGGAGCCUAUCUCCUCAAUCUGACCCAUCUUGGACUUGUUCUUCUGGUAUUGCAUUACUUCGUUGAAUUUCUUUUCCAUAUAUCCCGUCUUUUCUACUUCAGUGAUGAAAGAUACCAGAAAGGAUUUUCACUGUGGGCAGUUCUUUUUGUUUUGGGAAGGCUUCUCACCUUGAUUCUCUCAGUCCUCACUUUUGGCUUUGGAUUGGCAAGAGCAGAAGAUCAGCAGCUGAAUUUCAGUACUGGGAACUUUAAUAUCCUGGCUGUCAGAAUCAGCGUGCUGGCCUCCAUCUGCAUGACUCAAGCAUUUAUGAUGUGGAAGUUCAUUAAUUUCCAGCUUCGGAGGUGGAGAGAGCAUUCUUCUUCUCAGCCUCAGUCAGUGAAAAAGAAGUUCGUAACAGCUAAAGGAAAGACCUCCAGAAAAGAAAGAGAAAAUGGAAUAAAUGGAACAGUGACCUCAAAUGGAGCAGACUCGCCUCGUAGCAGGAAGGAUAAAUCCUCGUAAAACUGGGUUUCGUUAAGUUAAUUGACUAAUGUCCCCAAAGAAUCUGCUUUUUACAUGGAUGGCCCUUCAGCACUAGAGAUGUUAUGGAUUAAAGAAAAUGCAAUUCAUGUUUUUUGAUUAUUGCUGUUGUUUUGAGAAACUUUUUUUAAAAGCCAUUUUGACUAAGGAAAAAGGUUUAUCUGUCUUCAAAUAUUUGGGGGGGGGGGCGGGGAGGGACUUUUUAAAUAACAUUGACACUUUUUUAAACAUUUAUUGUGAUGAAAUAACUUCACUUAAUGAGGAUCACUGUUGCAAUGUAUUCUUUCCUUCCAGUUUUUGUAACCUUGGUGAUAUAUGUUGUUCUGCCAACUUCACUUUUUCCAAGUUCUUCAAGUAAUACUGCAAAAUUGAAGUAAAAAAAAAAAACAACCCAAAACCCUUAGUGUGCGUUUUCAGAUACUCUGGCUUUUCAGUUAAUUACCUUGGUUCAAAUUUACAGUUCAAAUUGGGAUUCUCAGACCACAUCAGUAAAGGUCUUUAUUUUUGUAGUUCUUAGCUACGCAAUGUCCGCUCUAAGAAUUGCCCCGUAUCAUUAAAACCAAGCUGAACUAAUUGGAAAUGUUGCAGAGUCUUCUUGUUUGUUGGUUAGAAAUCUCCUAGGAGGAACAAAAAACCCUUUUUUUUUUUUUUUUUUUUUUUUUGAAGAUAUAGGAUUUAGCACUUGAAAAUUAGAAGGGAGCGUGUGUGGUGAUAGAGAGCGUUGAUUUGAGUAGCGCUGUUAACUCCCGUCCGUGCUUUUUAAAGUGUAUGUUAUCUUGGAGAAUUAGUGUGUGUUGGACCUUCUUUGGAAAACUCGUCUGUCUAAUUAUUUUUAGAGGGUGGAGGUUCUUACAAUGUUGGUGUCGUGAUUGUUAAUAGGAGGCGUUUUAAUGCUCUGCCAAGAGGGAAUUUGUUAGAUAAACGGAUCGAGUUGAGAAACAUUCCUUUAUUCUGACUGCUUUGCUUUGUUUCACCUCUGUUAGGAAAUUAGUUUGAUUUCUCCUAUAUAUAUUUUUAUGGAAAAAAAAAAAAAUAUUUAAAAGCUACAACUUCUUAAAAAUGAUUUAUGGUGCCCUUUGCUACAACUGGAAAAAUCUUAAUUUAAGAUUUUUUUUUCCAUUAUCUGUCUUUCAUAAUUGUAUUAAAUGUGAAGCUUUGUCCAGUUAAUUUUCCAGUUUAAUAUGCAGUUAAUGUUUCCUCUGUACCCUUUUGUAACGGGUAUAAUUCAACCCAUUUCACUUGAGAGAAUGAGUUAGAGAUUUAAUUCCGUCUUAAGAAGAAGUUGCUUAAAUUAGUCUUUCAAGUUAAGCCAAGUAUUGGACUGCUUAUUGAUUGAGAGGAGUAAUUAUGAGCAAUCAAGCUGAUAAAUAAAAUAGUUUUAAUUAAAAAGCUGUUAUUAGAGUUGAUUUUUAUACCCAACAAAAAUAAUAAAUCUGCAUUCUGUAUCUUCUCCAGUUCGGUUGCUUGCUCUACAGAAUAAACGUUUCUAGUACAAAA